Messenger RNA from Arabis nemorensis, 4881 nucleotides. The record is from the annotation of a GenBank genome assembly. NCBI's taxonomy places the organism in Eukaryota, Viridiplantae, Streptophyta, Magnoliopsida, Brassicales, Brassicaceae.
AUGGCACAAAAGCCCGAGGAACAGUUGAAAGAGUUCGGAUCGAAGCUUGACCCACCUCCUACGUCUAAGGAUUCAUUGCUCAAACUCUUUAAGGAAGCUGCUGUUUGUCUUUCUGAGUUGGAGCAGUCUCCACCAGCAGCAGUGCUGAAAUCCAUUCAGCCUUUUCUUGAUGCAAUUAUUAAACCUGAAAUUCUCAAGCAUCAAGACAAGGAUGUCAAGCUUCUAGUUGCAAGUUGCCUUUCUGAGAUAACUCGUAUCACAGCACCUGAAGCGCCUUACGCUGAUAAUAUUAUGAAGGAUAUUUUUCAACUGAUUGUGGGCGCUUUUUCUGGGUUGAAUGAUGUCGGUGGACCAUCAUUUGGAAGGAGGGUUGUCAUUUUAGAAACGGUUGCAAAGUACAGGUCAUGUGUAGUGAUGUUGGAUCUUGAAUGCGAUGAUCUAGUGAAAGAAGUGUUUACCACAUUUCUUGAUGUUGUUAGAGAUGACCAUCCGGAGGUUGUUUUCUCAUCAAUGCAAAAUAUAAUGAUUGUUCUCUUAGAAGAGAGUGAAGAUGUGCAGGAGCAUCUCUUACUAAUUUUACUCUCUAAAUUGGGCAGAAAUAGAAGUGAUGUUAGCGAUGCUGCCAGAAGACUUGCUAUGAAAGUCAUAGAGCAGUGUGUGCCAAAAGUUGAAUCUGACAUAAAGCAGUUCCUUAUCUCUUUAAUGUCUGGAGAUAGCCGAUUUUCCAGCAGUCAAAUUGACUACCAUGAGGUUAUCUAUGAUUUGUACCGCUGUGCUCCUCAGGCCCUAACCGGAGUUGCACCAUAUCUCACUGGAGAACUUUUGGCUGAUAAAUUGGAAACUCGUUUGAAAGUGGUUGGAUUGGUUGGGGACUUGUUUUCCUUGCCUGGACGUGUCAUCUCUGAAGAGUUCAGUUCAAUCUUUUUGGAGUUUCUGAAAAGGCUGACUGAUAGAGUCGUUGAAGUUAGGAUGGUCAUCKUUGACCAUAUUAAGAACUGUUUGCUCUCAGAUCCUUCGAGACCCGAGGCUUCUCAAAUCAUAUCUGCUCUCUGUGACCGGCUCUUGGAUUAUGAUGAGAAUAUUCGCAAACAAGUUGUUGCUGUUAUCUGUGAUGUGGCUGUGAGUGCACUGACGUCAAUUCCAAUUGACACUAUAAAGUUAGUUGCUGAACGACUUCGAGACAAAGCUAUACUUGUAAAAACAUACACAAUGGAAAGGUUGGCUGAAUUGUUCCGGGUGUAUUGCUUACGGUGUGCCGAAGGGAAGGUAGGCACUGGCGACUUUGAUUGGAUUCCUGGAAAAGUUUUGAGAUGUCUUUAUGACAAAGAUUUCAGAUUAGAUACAAUUGAAGAUAUCCUAUGCAGUUCAUUGUUUCCAAGUAAUAUCUCUGUAAGAGAUAAAGUUAAGCAUUGGAUAGAAAUCUUUUCCCGGUUUGACAAAGUGGAGAUGAAAGCUUUUGAGAAAGUACUGGAGCAAAGACAAAGGAUACAACAAGAAAUGCAAAGAUACUUGUCAUUCAAGCAGGCGCAACAGAAUGCUGAUAAUCCUGAGAUGCAGAAAAAGAUUCUAUUUGGAUUCAGAGUUAUGUCACGUGCAUUUUCUGAUCCCCCAAAAACUGAGCAGAACUUCUUGACUCUUGAUCAACUGAAAGAUGCUAAUAUCUGGAAGAUUUUGACUAAUCUGCUCGAUCCCAACACUAGCAUAAUGCAAGCGUCCAAGAUUCGGGAUGAUAUGCUUAAAAUACUUUCUGAGAAGCAUUGUCUCUAUGAAUUUCUCGGCACCCUCUCCAUAAAGUGUUCUUAUCUGCUAUUCAGCAAGGAAUAUGUGAAAGAGAUAUUAGCGGAAGUCUCUGAUAGAAAGUCGUCAAAAAAUAUUUUGGGCAUUCAAUCCUGCAUGGACUUCUUAGGGCUUCUCGCAUGUUUCUGUCCAUCACUGUUUGACGGGGCUGAAGAAGAACUGAUAGGUUUCCUUAAAGAUGAUGAUGAAAUGAUAAAGGAAGGUACUCUAAAAAUUCUGGCAAAGGCAGGUGGUACUAUUCGGGAGAAUCUCAUUGUUUUAUCAAGUUCGGUGGACCUGUUACUAGAGAAGAUCUGUGUAGAAGGUAACCGCAAGCAGGCUAAGUAUGCUGUGCAUGCACUAGCAUCAAUAACAAAGGAUGACGGCCUAAAGUCACUUUCUGUUCUUUACAAGGGACUCGUGGAUAUGCUGGAGGACAAGAGACAUCAGCCAGCGGUUCUUCAGUGUCUUGGAUGCAUAGCGCAGAUUGCGAUGCCAGUCUUUGAGACUAGAGAAACCGAAGUAGUUGAGUUUAUUAAAAGCAAAAUCCUCAAACGCGAAAGUGAAGCUAUAGAUGACAAAAAAUUAUCCUGGGAUGACAAAAGUGAAAUUUGUCAACUGAAGAUAUAUGGGAUCAAGACGUUGGUUAAGAGCUAUUUGCCUUUCAAGGAUGCUCAUCUUCGUACGGGUGUUGAUGACCUUCUUGGAUUACUAAAAAACAUUCUUUCUUUUGGGGAAGUAUCUGAAGAUCUAAAAUCAAGUUCUGUUGACAAGGCCCAUUUGAAACUCGCUGCUGCAAAGGCAGUCCUCCGCCUUUCUAAGCACUGGGAUGAUAAGAUACCGAUUGAUAUCUUCCAUUUAACAAUAAAAAUUCCUGAGAUAUCAUUUCCUAUGGCCAAGAAAAUAUUCCUCGGAAAAGUUCACCAGUAUGUAAAGGAUCGGGUUUUGGAGACAAAGUAUGCCUGUUCAUUCUUAUUUGAUAUCACUGGAUCAAAUGUUCUCGAAUCAGAGGAGGAGAAACAGAACCUAGCUGAUAUCAUUCAACAUUCUUACCAAACAAAAGCACGAAAAAUCUCUGCUCAGAAUGAUGCAAAUUCAGUUUCUCUCUACCCUCACCAUAUCCUUCCUUAUCUGGUUCACGCACUUGCGCAUAAUUCUUGUCCUGACGUCGAGAAAUGCAAAGAUGUGAAGGAAUAUGAAAUGAUUUAUCGCCAAUUAUACUUGAUCAUUUCUAUGCUGCUCCAUAAAGAGGAAGACGGGAAGGUUGAAGACAUUGACAAAGAACCUGACUGUGUUCCCACCAUUAGCUCCAUCUUCCAUAGUAUAAAACAGUCAGAAGAUGUCACUGAUGUAUCAAAGUCAAAGAACUCACAUGCGAUCUGUGAGCUCGGGCUGUCAGUAAUCAGUCACCUAAAUCACAAAGAGCCUGAUCUACAAGGGGCUUUCAUGCCUGUAUCGCUGCCUCCAAUGCUGUACAAGCCUUCUGAAAAAAUGGAAGGUGACGAGUCUCAGGUCGGUGAAGAGAAAUUGUGGCUAGCUAAUGAAACUGUCUUGGCGCACUUCAGUUCUCUCAAGUUGGAGAGCCAUGCCGAAGCAUCUGGGAUACCCCAAACUUCAGAGAAUGAGGGUAUAAAUGAUGAGGAAAGUGAUGGGAAUGAAAUUCCUUUGGGUAAAAUUGUAGAGCGUUUGAAAGCUCAGGGAGCCAAGGCUAGAAAGGGCAAGAAGAACAAAUCUGUUCCAGCUGAAGAUGAGAAUGGUAAAAAUGAUGUCGAUGUUUUGAAAAUGGUUAGGGAAAUAAAUCUGGAUCACUUGCAAAUGCUGGAUAAAUUUGAAUCAAGUAAUGGACACAAACAUUCCCCUGGCGAGAGAACAGAAACAUCUCAAAGGAGUGCUGGUGAUGCAACAUCAGUAGUUUCAGUCCCUAAACGCCGGAGAUCCUCUUCUGGCCAUAGUCCUUUCAAGUUCUCAAAUAGUGGUCCUAAAGUUCCAAUGAAAGCUUCCGAAGAAGGGUUGCAUGAAGAGAGAGAUAUGGACAAAAAUGUCUCCUCGGACUCGAAUGAUGAAAAUUCUGACCGGAAAAAAAGAUUAGAAAGCAUCUCUUCUCGAAAGAGAACAAAACGGUAUUCAUCAAAUUCAAAGAAAACAGAAUCUGAUUGGGGUCUCACUGAUCUGGAAAAUCAAAGCGGUGGCAACUGCAGUGAGAGGAGUAGGUCAGCAGAAAGUGGUGAUAACAAUUUGAAGUCUGCCUCUGGAUCAAUGAAGCGCAAAAGAAAAAACAUCACAGGACUGGCUAAGUGCUCCACAACAGAAAAAAAAAUGGCUACUGAUGAACUGAUCGGUUGCAGAAUAGAAGUUUGGUGGCCUAUGGAUAAACGGUUUUAUGAAGGCACAGUAAAAUCUUAUGAUUCCACAAAACAGAAACAUGUGAUACUUUACGAGGAUGGAGAUGUCGAAGUACUUCGCCUAGAUAAAGAACGGUGGGAGCUCAUAGAAACGGGUGGAAAGCUUGCAAAGAAGUCCAGUACAUCAAAGAGAAGUUCUAAUAAGAAAGGAUCUUCUGAAAGUAAGCGUAAGAAUUCAGAUGGUUUACAGAGGGAUGAGGACCCAAUUACUACUACGCCAAAAAGGAAAAGAACUCCAAAGAAAUACCUAAAAGAUAAACAUCCGGAAAGCACACAAAAAAGUCUCUCUUCAGAACAUGAGAAAGUAGAGAGCGGAAACAAGAAAAGGCGAUCUUCUGCCUUGCUAGUUGCUAGAAAAACAAAUGAAAAGAAAAUGGAAUCAGCCACAGAGCAGAUGACAGAUGACCCGAAAUAUGGUGGGGAGGUUGGUGAAGAGAAAUCAGAGUCUGAAGGAAAAGAAAGCGAGCAUGAUGAGGAAGCUGUAAACAAGGAAGUUGAUAUGCAGGAGGCAAAAUCAGAGUCAGGUGGAGACCCUGAGGGGAAAGAAACUGAAGUUGACAAUGACAACUCAGAGUCGGAGGGGAAACAAGAAAACAACAAAAUGGAGACAGAAGCUGAAGACGAUGCUGACACUUCUGACAAUGAGACUCUUGGAGCUUGGAAAAGUAAAGUGGGCAAGUCAAACUCGAAGAAAGCAACAUAG